AUGUCUCAACCUCCUGCUAAGCGCCAAAAGCGCGCCGAGUAUCGCAAACAAGCCGCCGAAGCGGUCGUUGCGCAACCGGACGAGUCCGCCCCCGUGGCCCAUGUUAAGCUCCCUAAGAAGAAGUUCUAUCGUCAGCGGGCGCAUGCGAAUCCGUUCUCGGACCACCAGUUGAACUAUCCCCUCAGCCCGGCGCAUAUGGACUGGGCGUCGCAUUUCCCUGCCUUCGUAAACCCCGAUGCCACGCAGACGAACCUCAUCGGGACGAGAAAGCUGCUUAAGGAUGUGGAGGUUGUGGAUAUUGGAUGUGGAUUUGGUGGCUUGCUUGUUGGUCUGGCGGGGUUGUUGCCGGAGACAUUGAUGGUUGGAAUGGAAAUCCGCAUCGCCGUCCUCGAAUACCUGAACACUCGUAUCCAAGCGCUCCGCGUCCAACAACAGCAACAGCAACAGAAGACACAAUCACACGCGGCUCUCGUCCCCGGAGGAUACCAAAACAUCUCUGCGAUCCGCAGCAACACGAUGAAGUUCUUCCCGAACUUCUUCAACAAACACCAGCUGUCGAAGAUCUUCAUCUGUUUCCCGGACCCGCACUUCAAGGCGAGGAAGCACAAGGCGCGCAUUAUCUCCGAGACCUUGAAUGCCGAGUAUGCGUAUGCGCUGCGCCCUGGCGGUCUUUUGUACACUAUUACGGAUGUGGAGGAGUAUCAUCAUUGGAUUCUGAGACAUUUCCGGGAUGAGAGUGCCUUGUUUGAGAGGGUGUCUGAGGAGGAGUUGGAGAAGGAUGAGUGUGUUAAGGUUAUGAAGGAGGCGACGGAGGAGGGAAAGAAGGUCACGAGGAAUAAGGGAAAUAAGUACGUUGCUGUGUUCAGGAGAAAGGAGGAUCCGGAGUGGGCUUGA
Messenger RNA from Aspergillus niger, 894 nucleotides. RefSeq lists its product as uncharacterized. Lineage: Eukaryota; Fungi; Ascomycota; Eurotiomycetes; Eurotiales; Aspergillaceae. Gene Ontology annotation, molecular function: tRNA (guanine(46)-N7)-methyltransferase activity. Gene Ontology annotation, biological process: tRNA methylation; RNA (guanine-N7)-methylation. Gene Ontology annotation, cellular component: tRNA methyltransferase complex. The record is from RefSeq and is a predicted model, not a curated record. Bases 1 to 894 code for a protein of 297 amino acids. The transcript has 5 exons.